UGGCCAGAUGAUGUCAUAUCCCACACCCAUUCCUGUGAGCCCGCGUAAAUUCCGGGAAAGAGCCAGCUGAGCGCCAUCUCUGCAGUUCUUGCGAAUCCCAGUGUGGCCUUCGCCGGCACUUUUGGGGCAGAUUCUCCGCUUCUGUCUCUUCCUUCUGUGUCCUGUUAACUCUUGCCACCUUGGUCUCUCAGCUCUAUCUCUUCAAGUCAGGAAUCCCAGCUGACUCUUGCCGCCUCUCGGUGCGCCCUGGCCUGGUAUCUCUCAAGGAGUCAGCUGGAACUUGAGGGAAAAUCCGGUUCCUGUUACUCCAUUUAGCCAGAAAUCCAAGCUUAGCCAGCAGAGGAAGUGACUUACCUUCUCUUGGAUAUCAUCAUGAAUUCCAUGAAGCCUGAAGAGAACAAGUCAUUCAGUGCUACAGGAAAUGACCAGAGUACCAGACCUAAAGUUUCAGAGGAUGUCGUGAAGCAGACAUGUUCUGGCACACCUGUUGAUCAUUCUCUAGUUGACACAAGAGAGGGUAGUGGCACCGUUAAGCUUAAAAGUGAAGUUAUUAAGCAAGAAACAUCCCAUGAAAUUCAGAACCCAAAUCUGAGCACCAAUAAAAAAUGUUGUUUCACCUUUACUUUGAAUGACAGCUCCAGGAAAUCAGACCGUAGUAUAUUUACAACAUAUGGUGAACUCAAUGAGAAUAUCUACUCAGCUUUGAAAGCUAAUGACAAUUUCAGUGAAAGGAUGGAGAAUCAUUUUAAUAAGAACAUUAUUGCUUAUGAAGAAAAAACAAUAGAAGGAUAUGUAAAUUUAGGAAUGCCUCUCAAGUGCCUACCUAAAGGUUCCCAUUUUAAAAUAACGUUUGGUCAAAGAAAGAGUAACCAGGAAGAAGAUGAUCAGAUAUUACGCCAAUGUGAAAAUCCAAACAUCGAAUGCAUUCUUUUUCACAUCGUUGCUGUUGGGAAGUCAAUAAAGAAGAUUCUUAAGAUCAAGGAACUUCAUGAAAGAGGAAGUACACUUUGUAUCUAUGCCUUGAAGGGUGAGACUAUCAAAGAAGCCCUGUGCAAGGAUGGCCGAUUUCGGUCUGACCUAGACAAAUUUGAAUGGAAACUAAUGGAAGGUCAUAAUAAAAUUCAUGGAAAACAGUCCAUGGUGGAUGAAGUAUCUGAAAAAGUCUUAGAAAUGGACAUUUUUAAAAAAAGAUCUGUCAGAAAAGGUACCUGUAGAAAAAUUAAACGGGAGAAUGAAAAUGCCACUGAUGAAAUCAGUCCCUCGCAUCCGAUACAGAAUAAGAUCAAGGUCCAUGAACAAGAGAAAGAUGCAACGACUGAAGAUGCAGAACACAACAGAGAAGAAAUUCUGCCACCUCAGAGUCUAGGGCAUGAUAUUGAAGGUAAAAAAUGCCGGACUAUUGUCAGAGUUAGGCAUUAUUACAACAAUAAUUUCAACAGAAGAUAUAGGGAGAAAAUCUCACGAGUUAGGCAAAGGCCCCAUAAGGCUGUGCAUUUUGCUAUUGAUGAGGAUAUCCAGAGGAAGGCAAUUAAUCUCUUGAUAAAGAAUUUCCAAAUGUUGGACCAAGUUAUAAUGCAUCAAUAUCCGAAUUUUAAUGAAGAGGCACUCCGGAUAAGAAAGUAUUUUCGGGAAGAGCAGAAAAAAACAAAACUGUCAACGUUUAAACAAUUCAACAUAUAUAAAAAAAACUUCGGAAAAGUGACUAAAAAUUCUACUUCAGUUGCCACCUGUGAACAUCUUAUUCAUCUUAGUAAGUCAGUUGGGUUCAUGACGUGGAACAAUAAUGGAAACAGGGGCACAGGUACUUGCUUUGUCUUCAAUGAUGGUUAUAUCUUUACCUGUCGACAUGUUGUACAUCUUAUGGUGGGAGAAGGCACAGAUCCAAGUUUGUGGCCAGAUAUAAUAAGCAAAUGUGCAAAAGUAACUUUCACUUAUAAAACGUUCUAUCCUACUGAUAGCAAUUGGUAUUCCCUUGAGCCAUGGUUUGCAGUGUCUGAUGCAACUCUAGAUUAUGCCAUUUUAAAACUAAGAGAAAAUGGAACUGGAUUUCCUCCAGGCCUAUUUGGACAAAUUUCCCCUCCACCUUCUCAUGGUUUGAUUUACUUAAUUGGUCACCCAGAAAGCGAGAUCAAGACAAUAGAUGGUUGUGCUGUGAUUCCUGGAGAUCAGCGGUUAAGCAGGUACCCAGAGCAUCAUCAAGAUGAGGUGGUAGGACCCAAUGCUGCCACUUACAGUGCUUUCUCUAUGUUUACCCAAAGGAGUUUCCCAUCAGAAGUUUGGAGAAGUGACACACUUAGCUAUGAUACUUGUUUUUCUAGUGGGUCCUCUGGCUCCCCGGUGUUUAAUGAAUCUGGCAAAUUGGUUGCUGUACAUUCCUUCGGCCAUUUUUAUAAGUGUGGCAAUGUGGUGCAUGCCCUCAUUGAAUUCGGCUAUUCUAUGCAGUCAAUUCUUUGUGAUAUUAAACAGAAAAAUGAGAGCUUUUAUAAAUUAUUAAACGAAGAGAAAAAUGAGAAUCAAAAUGAAGACAAAAAUAACAAACAAGAGUUGUCACUUCAAGAUCAGCAGGUGGAACCCAUGGAACAUUAGAAAAAAGAUGCUGUUUUCAAGAAAAUAUGCCAAUAAUUUAGAGUAGUUGGGGCUCUUUCCUUAAAAUAUAGUGAAUAUUCUUUUUUAAUUAGACAGCUUUUACAGAAUCUUGUUAGAUAUGUAAAACACAUAUUAGAGUGAAAAUAAAUAUUGAUUUUUUUCCCAGA
Messenger RNA from Equus caballus (horse), 2753 nucleotides. It is a transcript of the gene FAM111B, whose product is annotated as FAM111 trypsin like peptidase B. Gene Ontology annotation, biological process: DNA replication. Gene Ontology annotation, cellular component: nucleus; chromatin. The record is from RefSeq and is a predicted model, not a curated record. Lineage: Eukaryota; Metazoa; Chordata; Mammalia; Perissodactyla; Equidae.